AUGGUGCCCGCCCGCCCGCCGCCGCGUCCAGCCCGCUGCUCGCCUCCUCUCCUCCCCUGCAGGGGGCUCCGCGCUCCAGCGGGCUCCCGGGGGCGGGGGCGGCGGCGGCGCUCCCGGGACGCGCCCGGCGCGGCUCCUCCCCCGCGCUCCCGCACUCCCUCGCCCACCUCCGGCGGGUCCGGAGCGGCGCGCGGCGCCGAGGGCAGCGGAGACACGGGCGCGGGCAGACUGGCCUGUCCCGCCCCGCCCGGGUCACCUGCCUCUAAAGCCCGCCGGGAGGCCCCGCCCCCGCCCCGCCCCCGCCCCGCCCCCUCGCGCCGGGGCUCGACCCGGGGCGGGAAAGCUUUGCGGCGAGUCCUCCUGGAGUUCUCUGCGGGCGCCUGCGGGGCCGGGGCUCCCUUGCCUCUAACAGACUUAGCUUACGGACCCUUCCUUGCUUGCUUCCAGAGCCCCUGGCAGGUCUCCCUGCAGCCGAAAGUCCUUAGCGUCCGGCGCUUGUUCAAAAGAACUGCUCGAGGAACCCUUCUUAGCCGUGGCACCUGUGUCCGCUCGGCGCUGCGCUCAGACCAGACCAAGAAACUGAGGUUUAGACAAGUAAAUUGUGACAUAAGGUCACGCACCUUCCAACUUAGAGUUUCUGACUCCAAAGCCUAUGCUGCCAUCGACUGCAGACCCCAAGUGAAGCCCAGCAGAGAGGGUCUUGAGAACCACCAGAAGGUGCAGUGCAAGGAGCUGGCGAGGCAGGGAAGGAGAAUCACAGGACCUCAAAGGGUGCUGCAAUGGACCUUGAUGAGGGUGUCGUUUUGCUUCCUUCUUUUUCAGACGAGAAACAGGCCAAGAAAGGCUUAGGGUGCCUUAAGCUGAAUGAGAGAAAGAGAGAGAAACAGGCCAAGAAAGGCUUCGGGUACCUUAAGCUGAAUGGGAGAAAGCUAGAGGGCUGCGGAACCCUGGCGGGGCAAGGGCGGGAGGCUGCACUGGGCAUAGACGUGUGACCCUCUGGGCUCCCGGCUGGGCCUAGUGAUGGAUGUGCCUGCUGAUAUCGAACCCUCGGAGCAGGUGCCGGUGAGGUUAGCUCUCCAAGCCGGAAAGCCUCUGCGGAGCGAGCUCCUAACCACUAAGAGCCGGAGGACGGAUGAUCACGAGGCUGAGUUGGAAACAGGAUCCUCAGUUUCCCUGAGAUUGUUCAGGGUGUUUGGACCUCGCAGCUUCUGCAAUCGGCCUCCUCCCGUCUCUCCUGGCAACAGAAAGCGCAGGGUGUGAGACUCAUCCUCCAAGAAGUUUGCACAGAAAACCUGGUGUGACGCGCCCAGGCCUCACUUCACUUCCAGAAAGCAAACUGAGUCUCAGAAAAGGUGGGGUUUGCAGCCCAUCUAUAUUCCUCCGCCAGGAUCGCUUUGGAGCCGCCUGCUGCUGCCUUUUGCGUGGCGCCCCCCCACCCAGGCCCCUGCCCGCGCCCUGCUUGCCCUCCAGCUGCGCUGGACUCUCGGCAGGAAACUCCCUUGGAGCCAGGGUGCGUGCUCUGUUGCUCUCUAAUUUUGUUUCAGAGCAAGUUUUCCAAUAUAAAUUACACCCUCAAUUACUUCUCUCUUCCUAGAGCAGUGAAUCAUGUCCCGAGAGGUGAGGGUGGGGACAGCCGGAGACAGGGCCGGGAGGUUGAGCCAGUGCCGGCUUGUCGCCCUGGUCCCCUGCUCACCGCCUGCAGUGGCCCAAGUGCGGCCCGCGCCCAGGUCACCAGCCACGGGAGUGCCCUCAGGGCCGCUCCUGCUUCACCCUGGGCUCUGUGCCCCUGUGUGACAGGGAGGCCUGCCCUUCGCCAGGUUGGCUUGGUAUUUGACAGGGGUGGUAGAUGGCAUGAGGGCCUCCAGGCUUCAUCCCUUCCUCUGUCGCUGUCCUCUGCCAUGUGGCCCUGCAGCUCUUCCCAUCAAGAGAUGGGUACGGGGGUCCCUGGGUGGCGCAGCGGUUUGGCGCCUGCCUUUGGCCCAUGGCGCGAUCCUGGGGACCCGGGAUCGAGUCCCGCAUCGGGCUCCCGGUGCAUGGAGCCUGUUUCUCCCUCUGCCUGUGUCUCUGCCUCUCUCUCUCUCUCUGUGUGACUAUCAUAAAAAAAAAAAGAAAAAAGAGAUGGGUACGUUCUCUGACCCACCAGGCUCUGCCCAUGACACCUGCUUUGGCCAAUAGGAUGCUAGCAGGUGGGAUACAAACCGAGGCUUGAAAGCAAGCCUAUAUGAUUGGGCUGGCCCUCUUGCAUCUCUGCUAUUUCCUUGAGAAGAGCCUGCCUGGGCUAGGCCGCUGGUCCCAGGAGGGAGAUGAGAGAUAUGUGGGGCAGAGCUGCCCCAAGGAAGCUGCCCCAGCCCCAGCCCCGCCCUGCCUGGAACAGGGCUGUCCAGCUGCACCCCUCCCCCAGCCUGAUGCUUGAAGAAACGCAGCCAAGAUCAGCAGCUCUGCCUACCGAACCUUCCCAGGAACUGCAGAUGCAGGAGCUGGAGUAGGAAGUGAUUGUUAUUUUAAGCCUCUGAAUUUUGAGAUGGUUGGUACCCAGCAGUGGCAAUGAGCCCAUGCCCUCUGAGACUAUUGCGGUGAUUGUAUGAGAAACAAAAGCACUUUGCAAAUGUGAAGCCAUGGAGGGUGGGCAGAGGGGAGCGGUGGGCUGUGGAACAAGCUCUGGACCCGGAACCUGAAGACCAGAGUUAACAUUCACUCCACUCCCCCAAUUCACUCUGUAAACUUGGGCAGAUCAUUUAACUUUUCUGGGUCUUAUCAUAAAUUACAGAGGUGGUUUGCAGAUGCAAAACCAUGAGAGCUUGAGAAGAUGUUGGAAACCUAGUAUAGGCCCUAGAACUUCUUUGGUAGGGAACUAAGAGAGGGGUGGGGAAGGUGGGAGAAUGUCCCCCACCCAAAUAAAAGGGACAGAUUCAUUGAGAUGGGAAUUGGAUGAUUUUGAAGAAUAUGUUUGGUCUAAAAGCUGGGAGGUAGACUUGGAGCCCAGAUAACAAGUCUCAUUUCCCCAGAGACCAAAGACACUGUCCUAGGAGCAUGGGAUAUAUAAAUAUUCUUGAAAAUGGGUUACAGGGAAUCCCUGGGUGGCGCAGCGGUUUAGCGCCUGCCUUUGGCCCAGGACACGAUCCUGGAGACCCGGGAUCGAGUCCCACGUCGG
This is a messenger RNA of Canis lupus familiaris (dog), 3151 nucleotides long. RefSeq lists its product as uncharacterized. The record is from RefSeq and is a predicted model, not a curated record. The coding region runs from base 1 to 849 and encodes 282 amino acids. NCBI's taxonomy places the organism in Eukaryota, Metazoa, Chordata, Mammalia, Carnivora, Canidae. The transcript is spliced from 4 exons.